Molecule: messenger RNA, 4456 nt
Organism: Corticium candelabrum
Lineage: Eukaryota; Metazoa; Porifera; Homoscleromorpha; Homosclerophorida; Plakinidae
Exons: 8
Coding region: 395-4249 (1284 amino acids)
Biological process (GO): multicellular organism development; cell surface receptor protein tyrosine kinase signaling pathway; positive regulation of kinase activity
Cellular component (GO): plasma membrane; signaling receptor complex
Molecular function (GO): ATP binding; G protein-coupled receptor activity; transmembrane receptor protein tyrosine kinase activity
Source: RefSeq, a predicted model, not a curated record
UGUGAUCAUGCGUGUCGUAAUGCACGGUUCUCAGCUAGACAACGACAGCCGCUUCUUAAUUAAUGUGUGGGCGUUCACACCGACCAGCUGCACGUGACUGCGUCACUUCCCGAAACGCGCUUUGCCGUAUUCAUCUCUGCUCUCUGCUCUCUGGCCUACGCGUCUUACGUCAACAGCCGGCGAGAAACUUCCGCAGUACUUGUCCGGAAUGUUCUGAUCUUUUUCCUGGCCAAAUAUCGACAACCGCGACUGCCACUUUGUAUUGGGUUUGGUCAGAGCGCGCCUCUGUACAUUGAUUAGCUUUUCUACCCACUUCCUGGGUUCUCGCUUACGUUGCCUAGCCUGGCACUUAGCGUCGCCGCCCGCUGUUAAUCACACUUUGACGUGUAGAGCGAUGAGAGACGAACGCAUAGUGUUGGUCUUCUUCAUCUUGCUUGUCGGUGUGCCUCAACACCGUGCUGUUGGACCUGACGGUUGCCCGUACCUCGAUAGUGUCAUCACUGAUGGCAUGAACUCUACUCGAUAUACGAUUGGUGGACUGUUCUCUAUUCAUCAGAGGACGCAAGGACACGAUGCGAGAAUUUAUUGCACACUCAAGAGCGACUUUCACGACCGUGCUUUACACCGGGAGGGUGUCGAAUUGACUGAAGCGUUAGGACUCGCUGUAGACGCCAUCAACGCUGAUGAUACGCUCCUCGGCAAUGCUACACUUGGCUUUGCCAUACGUGAUACGUGCGGAUUGCUGGAUGGGACGGACUGCGUGAACGACGUGGCCAAGGAGUUGGUGCAAGAGCAUGACGUCACAGCAACUGUAGUUGGUCCUUUCCACAGUGAUGGUUCGGACAACGUUGAUAUUAUCAGAGUUGAAAAUGUCUUUCGGCAGUUGUUCAAGUUAGAUCCUCAAUCUAGAGAACCAGAAGGAAGAGGUAUUUUUCCUGUUUUGGAUAUUCCGGAGUUGCCAGACAUAGAGCCUGAUGAUUUCAGAGAAUCAGUGCGUUAUGUUGGCCACACGUGUGACCUUCAGGCCAGAGCUGCCAUUGAUUUUCUUGAGCAUGCUGGAUGGCAAGACAUUGUUGUAAUUACGAGCUCUGACAACUGUGGACAAAACAUCAGUGUGGAAUUUUACAAACUUGUUCAAGAACGAAAAUGCAAGUUCAAAACUCGAUUUUAUGAGGAAAAAUCGUCAAAGGCUGGCACGAGGACUCAUGUGACGGGUACCUUUGACCCUACAGACAUAUCAACUUUUUCUACUCACACCGUUUUCCAGACUUUAGAGAAAGAGGGCUACCCAGAUGCAUUUGUUGUCUUCUCAUCAAUUUCAUUUGGAUAUUCAUUAUUGGGACCGGAGGGAUUGUAUAAAACGUUUUAUAUCGAUGCAAGCUUGAGAAGAAGAAGUGCUUUUCUGUUGGGAGAUUUUUGGGGUGAACCAAGACAUGCAGACGAUCUAUAUGAAACAAUAAACAACUUGGUUAAUGACACAAAACAAGUUGUGAGUCUACGUACCCAUCUCAGCGGAUACGACAAAUUUCAAGAUCACAUGGCUGGUUUGCGAUUAUCAUCAAGACAGAUGAAACGUAACACAUACUUGGAAGAGUACUGGCAGGAGUACUUCGGGUGUACGGUUAGUGUCAAUUGUACCGACGAUAUGAAAUUAGAAGUAAUUCGACGUCCGAUUUUGAGAAACACGAAUGCACUUGUUGUUAUUGACUCUGUCUAUACGAUUGCUGCAUAUGUUGAGGUUUAUCGAAAGUUGUUUCCAACUAACAGAGGCGUUAGGUUUGACGAUUACGGUCUUCGUAGAGUGAACGUAACAAGUUGGACUGGUAAUGUUAUAAUGAUGGACAAGCUGUAUUUCUUAUCAUACGUUCAGUCUCGUAAAUGGGCCUACGACAUCUUGAUUUUGAAGAAUGAGGCUGGACGUAUGGUUGGUGAAGAGUAUGGAUUAUGGACAAUGACAGAUGGUUAUAGGAAGGACAGGUUAUUUGAUCUGAAAGUGUUUAGAAAGAAUGUUAGUGUAUCACUAUGGAGUCCACAACCGAUUCCGAAUGAAGAGCUUUGUCCGAUAACACCAACAGUAACACCAACGAUAGCAUCAACGACAACGCCAAUCAUAACGUCAAAUUCGACAUUAAUUAACAUUGGACAAGUAAGUAAGCCUGAAGAAUAUUGUUCUAGUGAGGAUGUACGUGGCAUGGUAGCGUUACCUGUUUUCAUACUCUUGCUACUGUGCGUCGUCGGUUUGACUUACGGCAUCAUCAAAGGCUGGAUUUCUGUUUGGGGGACGAUGCUGAAAUUCGGUAGCAUACUUCUGCUCAUCGUCACAGCUGCUUCGAUUCUUCUCUCUAUCCUGAUUGCUACUGAUGCAGUCUCUGCUCUGUCGUGUGAUCAUCUCGUGGCUGACUUUCUCGUUAACAUUGUCGGAUGUGUGUGUUACACAGUCAUGUUGAUCGCCGUCCUAGCGAAAGGAAUCGGAAAGAAACUGAAGCGACUCAAAGUAAAGGCCACGAUAUUUCUCCUCUUAUUUGUUUUGCAGAUAAUUCUGUCAUCGAUUGGCAGUUUUCAUAUCGAUAACGAGAAGAGCAGUAACAUUACAAACGCUGAGCAGUGUGUAGAUGCAAGAGAUCAUCCUCUCAUCUAUGUGUCAUAUUGUUUGAAUUGCAUUAUCAUACUCACGUCUACCAUUGUGUUUAUUGCCACAUUUAAACGUGUUCGAAUCCAGAGACCAAAGCCGCCGUCUUGGGCUACUCCGAUUAUGUCGUUCAUCUUGACUGUGAUCUUUCUCGUUCUCAUCGCCGUCUUUCUUUGGUCUGGCUCGUGCUUGGUUCAAGUUCGGUUACUCGUUGUGUUGGCAGUCUUUCCGGCUUUCGCGAUUCUUUCACUAAUACUUCGAAUUGUUGUGUCGUUGUCAUACAAGAAGCAUGUGGAACGUAAACAGUCGAUUGUACUUCCAGAUGGGCUUAAUGUUAAUAGUAAUUACUUUCAACGCGAACCGUCACAUCACUAUGUUGCGAGUGCUCAUGUCGACAGCCAGAUUAUCAUUAUUCCUGCUGACUUCUGGGAUGAGGAUAUCGUGAAGGCAAUUAAGGAGGUGCUGAUAGAGCCUCGUCGCAUACAAGUGCAAGCAAAGAUAGGGAAAGGCAACUUUGGUGAGGUAUUCAAAGGAACAAUGGAUGGAAAAAUCAUAGCUCUCAAGUCUGUCCAAGAUCGAAUGAACCAGAACGAGGUGAACGGAUUUGUCAGAGAAGGACUGCAGAUGAAGGUCUUAAACCAUGUAAACGUGAUGGAGCUGUACGGCAUCUGCUGGUCAAGCGAUCCGGCCCACGCUCGCCACGUCUCCCCACUUAUUGUAUUACCAUAUAUGGAACUCGGCGACUUGAAAACUUACUUGAGAAAACGUCGACCAGGAAGACGUGCGACACUGGUGGAAGACAUGGAGCUUCAAUCAGAAGAAAGAAAACCGAUCUCGACACUCCAGCUGGUGCAGUUUGCAUGGCAGAUUGCAUGCGGUAUGGAAUACAUUGCAGACAAGGGAAUCGUUCAUCGAGAUCUUGCCACCAGAAAUUGCAUGGUCAGUUUGGAUUUAAAAAUCAAAAUUGCAGACUUUGGAUUAGCUCGGACCAUGAAAGAAGGGAAGGAUUAUUAUCGUAUGGAUCAAGGUGGUCAACUUCCCGUUCGCUGGAUGUCAAUCGAGAGUCUCCUUGACUUCACAUUUACGACAAAAUCUGAUGUGUGGUCGUAUGGUGUGACACUUUGGGAGGUGAUGACUUUGGCUCAGCUUCCGUAUCCGGGCAUUUCGAAUCAGGAGGUGAUUCCGUUAUUGAAACGUGGACGAAGGUUGCAGCGACCAGACGAGUGUCCACAGGAAGUAUACGACAUAAUGAGACAAUGUUGGCUUCAGAACGCUGAAGAUAGAAUGACGUUCACUCAAAUCUACAAAGAACUCGACGGUUAUCUCGAACGACUCGCUGAGUACUGCAGGACAUUCAAUCCAGACCCCCAAGAAGAUCCAUACAUGCACUGGAAGCUGUGCCACGAAAUUGCCGAAGGUCUAGAUGAGGACGAUGAUCCAGGACUUGGAAAACCCGACAAAGAAACCAACGGAUUUGCCACAAUAGCCCCAGAUGAGGUCACCAAGGGAUCCACCAAAAGCUUAGUGCUAGAAGCACGUGACAACACGAUUCCAGCAGAGGACAAACUGGAAUCCAUGAAGAAAUCUGGUGUGACGAGAAGCACGGUGUCUCUCAAAUAGAUCUGUAAGCAUUCAAACUGUUAGAGUAUUAACGCCGCUUUUAGAAUGAAUAGAGAGAGUUUUGAUUUAUUGGGUAGAUAGAUCACACUGUAUAGUAUCAACUUCAUUGUGUAGUGAGCGUUGUUUAGCUAGAGCUUUGACCGCCUCAUCUGGAAUGAGUGCAUGUAGAGCAACUAGUUGUGUUAAGAGUGACUUUCAUAAUUUAUG